Papaver somniferum (opium poppy) is the source of this 1030-nucleotide messenger RNA. RefSeq names its product zinc finger protein CONSTANS-LIKE 8-like. The record is from RefSeq and is a predicted model, not a curated record. Gene Ontology annotation, molecular function: protein binding. The coding region runs from base 30 to 974 and encodes 314 amino acids. The transcript has 3 exons. Lineage: Eukaryota; Viridiplantae; Streptophyta; Magnoliopsida; Ranunculales; Papaveraceae. Gene Ontology annotation, cellular component: nucleus. Gene Ontology annotation, biological process: regulation of flower development.
GCAGCACACAACCCACCUUUACAAGUUCAAUGGCUUCAAAUUCUCUUUUCAGUUCAGAUCACAUUUUCUCAUCAGAAUUCAGCCAAAUACCUCCGGUUUCUGUCUCCGUCGAAGAAAGCUUGGAGUCCUCUUUAAUGUGGAACCAAGAAUUCAUACUUCCAUCAUCUGAGAAAAAUGGGUACACAAAUAAUGAUCCAAUAAUACUUCCAUCAAAUGAUCUCACUUUUUCCUCGAAUUUCGACGGUGUUUUACCAUUUCCGGAGCAGCUCAAAAUUUUGCCGAUGACAGACUACGUACCGGAGCCAAUAUUAAUGACUUCGAAUGAGUUCGACGUUGGGUUGUCGGAUUACAACAGUACUGGUAAUAAUAGCCUUCAACAUCAAUAUCAAAAGGCCGCCGAGUUCUUACAUUUCCAGCAACCAGAUCAUGAGCUUUCUGCUUAUAGUGAUGAAGAAUUGCUAUUCAAUAAGACGUACAGCGAAAACGUAUUCGGACCGCGUUUUGAUCAUGCAGCUGGUUAUUUUGGUGACCAUAAUAUAUGGGAAAUGCAUCAUAAUCUUCAAGGUAAUUAUAACUCUACGUCGUCAUUUCAGAGUAGUAGCGUCGAGGAGCCGAAAGUGAGACGUUAUACCAAAGAAGAAAGGAACGAUCGAAUUCUCAAGUAUUUGAAGAAGAAAAACCAACGAAAUUUCAAUAAGACAAUCAAGUAUGUCUGCCGGAAAACAUUGGCCGACAGAAGAAUUCGAAUCCGAGGAAGGUUUGCGAGGAACAAUGAAUACCCUGAAGAAUUGUCGGCAACGUCAACUACUAAGAAUAACACUAAUGAUCAUGAAGAGGAAGAUAAAUAUCACUACAGUCAUGGUCCAUAUUUUCAAAAUAGUACUCCCGAGACGAAGCUCAAUAUCGAGUUGGAAGACGAGGAAUGGUUACGCGAAGCUGUGAACAAUCUCAUGUAUUUGCCCAUUUUUGACUGAUAAUUAGUUUUGCGAUGAAAUAUUUCGUUUUCUUGUACUCAAAUUAAUAAUACCAA